CAUUCAGCCCGAAAUUCGCUAAAUCCCUUCGAGACAUGAAAGAUGGACGAGACCAAUUUUUCCCUUGCUAUCGUUCUUGACUUGGGGUCAUUAAUUCAUUACUUGAGGUAACUAACAAUUAGAAGUGUACUGAUUCGUUUAGCAGCAACAAUGGGCCCUUCAUCACCAAUUUGAUUAACCGAUUGCAUCUCCUUCCAUUCGUUUGCACACAACAAAAAACAUGAAGAUGUGCGCGGUCAAAGUGCGCGUGAUAUCGCUGCGAGGCUCGAUACGGUGAGAGGCGAGUUACAGUCACUACUAUGCUGCCGAUGUGUCAGCACAACGCGAAAUCACGCUGAUUGUUGUUUUAUUUCGCUCGCUAUUUCACUGGUAAAGGGUAAAACCUUUUUUUAAUUGGAGGCAGAAUGUCUGGGGUCAAUAAUAGGCUGCAUAAGCUGAAUACUGGACUGGUGACUUCUUGUGUCGUGGGACUUGCGUUGUCCUACUACUCCUACGUCGUAGAAACCGCCAAGGAGCAGGAUGAGAACUACGAGGCCAUGUGCGAUAUCAGCGAACAUGUCAGUUGUUCCAAGGCCUUCAUGUCUGAAUAUGGGAAAGGAUUCGGUCUAAUUCCAGAUACGUCAAUUUUAUACAUGCCUAAUUGUCUCUAUGGCCUAGGAUUUUACGCAAUUAUUGCGAUAAUAAGUGUAUUCAAUAAAUUUAGCUACACAGUGGUCCUGCUGAGUCUCUCCGUCCUCAGCUGCCUCUCCUCGGUGUACCUCGCCUGGGUACUUUACAUACUAAACUCAGUGUGUGUCGUCUGCGUCAGCACAUACAUAGUGAACGCCAUUAUUCUCGUUCUCAGCUAUCGAAAACUCCGGAUAUUGACGCGACCCGUCCCACCCGCUUACUCACAAAAGUCAAACAGGCGGAAGAGACACUGAACUCGUCAAACACCACACCUCAAAGCAAAGCAUCAAGUGCAUCCGGCCUUCGAUCACUGUAAAUUUUUCGACUAAAUAAAUUCAACAUCUUGACACUGUUAAAA
Diachasma alloeum is the source of this 1027-nucleotide messenger RNA. It is a transcript of the gene Vkor, whose product is annotated as vitamin K epoxide reductase complex subunit 1. The coding region runs from base 405 to 923 and encodes 172 amino acids. The record is from RefSeq and is a predicted model, not a curated record. The transcript has 4 exons. NCBI's taxonomy places the organism in Eukaryota, Metazoa, Arthropoda, Insecta, Hymenoptera, Braconidae. Gene Ontology annotation, biological process: peptidyl-glutamic acid carboxylation; vitamin K metabolic process. Gene Ontology annotation, molecular function: vitamin-K-epoxide reductase (warfarin-sensitive) activity.